Messenger RNA from Exaiptasia diaphana, 2337 nucleotides. Its product is annotated as jhy protein homolog. The transcript is spliced from 3 exons. Gene Ontology annotation, biological process: axoneme assembly. Lineage: Eukaryota; Metazoa; Cnidaria; Anthozoa; Actiniaria; Aiptasiidae. Bases 111 to 1757 code for a protein of 548 amino acids. The record is from RefSeq and is a predicted model, not a curated record.
CGUUGUCAUGGCCGGCUCUCAUGUAUAUUUAAAAAUAAUUUGAAAAGGGGUAAUUGUUAAAAGCCAGAGUUCAUAUUCUUGUGCAUUCUGAAUGAACUGUUUUUUGGUCGAUGGAGGAAACRGAGGUGGAAGAAGACCAAACACAAGGGGUGAUAAAAACCAUUGCGUCUCCCACAGUUUUGGCCGCCAUUUUGGACGAGUCGAACCAAGAUAAACAAACGAUUGAUGUCAAUUYACACGAAGAGAAAUGUUCACGAACAAGUUCUCCAGAUAAAUUACMGUCUUUGGAGAUGGCUGAAGGCCAAAMGGAUCCAAACAUGGAUGAUUCGUUUAUCGCAGACUCUCUGGAGUACGAUGACAUGACACAUGCCAGCUUUGACGAAAAACAGUUUCAAGAAAUGAGUCGAUCAGUCAAUGAUUCUGAUGAACAUUCGUCUUUAGUUGAGAACCCAUUACAUGAAGACACGCCAAAAGCAUCCGUUGGAUCUAAACCACUUAACAAAUCUGUUAAGGACAAGCAAACUUCUAAACAAAAGCCAAAAGAAACAAACUUUAUUGAUUUAAACAAGGGAAAAUUGAAUAGAACUACUGGAAAAAACAGUUAUGCGGCUAUGUACUCUCAAAAAUUAAAACAAAAAAAUACGAAAAUUAAAGAUGGUGUUAGUGACGGUGCGGGUAAAGAGAAAUCUAAAUUACCGAAAAGUGAAAGACAAUCGAGUGUMAAUAGUUAUCUUUCAUCUACAACGUCAAAUAACUAUUCUUCUGUUCAAGAAAGGAAUUCAUCUCUUUCUGGCAUUAAUCCACCUUAUGAAAAGAGUUCUUACUACAAUGUUGAUCCUUCAUAUUUACAAAAUCCAUUAAACAAUAAUUAUUAUCCUUCAUCAAGUGUAAACCAGCCUGCAAUUAUUGGCUACAAUGAUUAUUUUAGUCAACCUUAUCAUGUUCCAUAUAAGGACUUUGGGCUGAGGUACAGUAAUUUUGGUCAUCAGUCAUACAUGACAGCUAGUGCUGUUGGAGUUCCAAGACCUGCAGACAACGUGAACCAAAUACAAGGACACUUGUCUCAGUCGGCUCCUCCAGCGGCUCCAGGRAGGCAAUCUCUUCUCGAUCAAGUUGAGUUUUUCCCAGAACAAGAACAUUUGUUAUCACAAUCUUUGACAAAUUCACAAUUCAUUAAUCCAAUGCAGUUGUACCACACACCUUCUGUUUUAGAGAAACGGUUUGUGUCUGAGCCUCACCUAUCAUCAAUGCACUAUAUUGCUGAAAAAGGUAUUGACAAUGGCAACAAUGUGAAUACUUCUUUGCGGAAAACACAAGAUUAUAAACCCUAUACUCUUAAAGAUUACAAACAAUUUCAAAAUGACCAGCCUGAUCGGUAUGGUGGCUUAGGCCCUGAAACUGAAACAGAAGAAUACAAAGAAAAGGUGUCGAAGUUGAACAAGCAACGAGAGUAUGCUGAGAUGUUACGCAUUGACCACGCUGCCAAAAAGAAGAACUGGUCCAAAAAACCUGCAGUUGCAGCACCACCUGCUCGACAGCAACAAGCUGAAGCUAAACGACAAGCUGCCAUAAAUUAUGCAAAGUCAGUGCCAAAACCAAAGGUCAUUGACCAAAGCCAACGAAAGGAACCCAGUCAAGUUAAACCUCUUGACAAAGAAGGUGAUGUUCCCCUGAUUGAAUUACUACGCAUGAGACACAUACAAGAGAAGCGCCAAGUUGAAGCCAUGAAAAGAGAAUUGAUAUCAAAAACUCAAUGAAGUUAUAAAAGAAUUUAAGGUAUUGWUGAAAUUGUCACUCUGUUGGGCUCCCUUUGCUGCUACUGAAUUGGGCUUCCUKUGUCGUGAAAGAGACACAGGGUACCCAACAGAGUGGUGAAGGGAUUGGGCCAGCAACUGGAAUAGCUAUUUAUGGACUGGAAGCCCUAAAAUGUAGUGUAAAAAAACGUAUAUAGGCAUAUAUGCUUAUAUGUUUUGAAAAGGCCUGAUGUUUCACACAAUCAUGUAAAAAGCGAGAGAAAUAUCACACAAAUAGAUAUUCGACUUUUAAGUUAAAAAAAGUCUCUUGUCACACAGUUUGUGACAAUAAAAAUAAUUAGUCAUUCAAAUAUCACUGUAAAUACGUGAAUAUGUACUUUCAGUUAUAUCCUUAAAGAUUGAUAAUAUGAACUUUUACAAAUUCUUUUUAUUUGUUUUAUUACUAUAAUCAAAUAUUUAUUGAUAACAAAUAUCGCCUAUAAACUAAGGUGCGUUUUACAUUGUAAACAUUUGGCACAUGGUUCAACACUCAGAUUUGCUGGUUUAUAGUCUUCAUCAAUAAACUUUUCAAUUAUCCAUWACA